CCUGAGGUAACAGAUGUGAUGCGAAUGAGACAUGGAUAUUUUUGCCUUUCCAAUUCGAUCAAGUUAAAAAAAGGAAAAAUCAAGUAUAGCCUUUAAACGGACUUCACAGGAUUAACAGCAAAACCACUUUUCUUUCUUUCUGUGUCUUUAUAAUUAUCUGUUUAGGUUGUUGCGUGGCGCGCACUAAAUAGCAGAGUGAAAGAACUUAGGCUAUAUCUUUCUAAUUCAGAUAACCUCUGUUUCUAGAAAGUAAAUGUGACUAAAUAGUGACAUGUUUAACCAGCGUGAAGCACAUCUGUCUUAUUUGACAGUGGCAGCAGUGCGCUUUAAGUCGGUUAUACUGUCAAUAACAUAAUGACGCAAAGGGCUGAAGUGAGGCGUUCACUGAAGAUCAUGUGAGUCUUGCCUGAAGAAAUCCAGCAGUAAUUUCUUACUAUUUUAAAUAUGUUUUCGAUGAACACGAGCGGAGAAGACCCGUUAACUUUUCCGUACGAUGAGUGGCGCGACUCACCGGUGGAGACGCUAUCUCGGUCGGGAUUCAUCGCGCUGUCCGUGGUGCUGGGAUUCAUCAUGACUUUCGGCUUCUUGAAUAACUCCAUCGUCUUAGUUCUCUUCUGUAAGUUUAAAACGCUUCGGACUCCGGUGAACUUUCUUUUGUUAAACAUCAGCGUAAGCGACAUGCUGGUGUGUGUGUUCGGGACGAGUCUGAGCUUCGCGUCCAGUGUGCGCGGACGGUGGCUGCUCGGGCGACGCGGGUGCAUGUGGUACGGUUUCAUCAACUCCUGCUUCGGCAUCGUGUCUCUGAUUUCCUUGGUGGUUUUGUCCUACGACCGCUACAGGACAUUAACAGUAUACCAUAAACACGGUCCAGAUUAUCGUAAACCCUUGCUGGCGGUAGGAGGUUCCUGGCUGUACUCGUUGAUCUGGACUGUGCCCCCCCUUCUGGGCUGGAGCAGUUAUGGGCUAGAGGGAGCAGGAACCAGCUGUUCUGUAUCAUGGACCCAGCGCACCGCACAGUCUCAUGCCUACAUCAUCUGCCUGUUUAUAUUCUGCCUGGGCAUUCCAGUCCUCAUCAUGGUCUACUGCUAUGGGAGACUGCUUUACGCUGUCAAGCAGGUUGGAAAGAUUCGCAAGACGGCAGCUCGUAAAAGGGAAUACCAUGUUUUAUUUAUGGUCAUCGCCACUGUGGUGUGCUACCUUCUGUGCUGGAUGCCCUACGGCAUCGUGGCCAUGAUGGCUACAUUUGGCCGGGCGGGAAUCAUCUCACCCGUUGCCAGCGUGGUGCCCUCUCUCCUCGCCAAGAGCAGCACAGUCAUUAACCCGCUAAUAUACAUCCUCAUGAACAAACAGUUCUACAAUUGCUUCCGACUCUUGUUUUGCUGUCGGAAAGUGUCGGUGCAGAACGGUCACUCCAUUAUGCCCUCAAAGACCACAGUCAUUCAGCUCCACCGCAGAGUCUACAGUAACACGGUAGCCUGCACGGCACACAUCUCCACUGGAAUCCACAAUCAUGAGUGCAGCACUCCUCUGACGGAGAGAACAAACCCACCACAGGUCACCACCUGAGCCCAGCAAUCCUGCUCCAAAACACUCGCUGCUGUCUGCUGCAUAUACUGUGACCUCUGCCAUGAUGUUGAAAUCUCAUCACAUUAUGUGGACACCGUGCAUUAUUGUCAACCCCACUGCGCUUUAUUGAAUGUAGCAGUUGAAUCUUAUUCUGUUGUGUCUUUGUUCAUGACUGUGUCAUGGUUAUGUCAUUGUUUAGUAAUUCACGGUUAACCUUUUAUUGACACAGUUUAUCCUUACUGUGCCUCUCUGUUCCUUUACUAUGAGCUUGCUUGCUACAAGAGGUGGUCGAUUCGUUUUGAAGCCAACACAAACUGAGAAAAUGCGUAUCUAAGUUAAAGCAUCUAGCAAAUGUAACAAUGUAAAUGACUAAAUGAUCAAAUUAAGCAAUAAGCCAGAGAGACCCAUGGUAUACAGUGAUUUUAUAACAGCUAAGGGCUAUUGUUAGGCAUGACGUGAAGCUGUUAUAAAAUCAAUGUUACACUGGACGGAGCGCGUCACGUCAAAAGAUCCCAUUAGAACACACUGUAAUUUUAUAUUUUGUCCACAGUGGCUUGACUGUUUGUGUCCCCGCCCGUUGGAGACACAGUGUAAAUGUAAGUGAACUCUGUCAAACAACGUAGUUCCUCAGAAACGGAAACAACAAAGUGGUUGCCAAGCAACAAAGACACAGCAACAUACACUGGCACAGUCAUUUAUACAUUUCCUUAUCAAACAAGAAAAACAAAACACUGCAUUGAAAGUAGUAGCAGCCAUCCUCCCAAGAUAGGGCAAGAUUCAACGCGACGUGACCUCAAUUAACAAGCUCUAUAACUAGUUGCAAAUGCAGUCAGAUUGCUUUUGUUCACAGACUUUUUAGUCUUUUUAGGAUUGACAGCUAAAUGACAAAAUCCGUUCACUCUUAACCUGCGAAAAACAACCCACAGCAACAGUUUAAAAUGAGCUCAGUUUUAGGUUUUGAGUAAUCGCAUGUCUUGGGUCAAUUUUUUUGUAGUAAAUAUUACAUUUAAAGCAACCCCAUGUGUGACGUAACUGUUUUGGGGCUUAACAAGAAAACAAAUGUAGCUUUUUUAACGCCUAAUCACAAUGGUUAUGUUUAUUUGCAAUAAAAAAACGUUUUAAAUAAUUGCAACAAGAGUUGUGCAACAAAUAUAAAUUGUUCCAACAUUUGUCAGUUAUGUUUUAUUUGUCGGAGCCAUUAAAGUAAAGAAAUCCACUCUUUAACAGAGUAAAAAAACCUCUACACUGCCAUUUAUUCCAGUGCACUGGACCGCCGUGAAGACAACAGUGUUACAGCUACAAUGCAGCAAGUAAAAAACUCUCUCCAGAGGGGAAACCGUUCAUUUCAAAAGAUGCCUGAUGCAUUAUAAAUUGAUUUCACUUGGGAUCUAGUGCAGUGAAUUUUCCAGAGACUUCCAAGAGAACAAAAGAAGAUUUCCUUUUGAAAUUUCAAUAGUCCCUAAAGAAACUGCUCAAGCUCCUCAAUAAUCACGCUCAUCUCAAAGGAAAAACAUUGAUUGUGUAAGAAGAAGUGCCAAACAUGCGAAGAGGACAAUGUGAGCAUUUCUGGGUUUGUCUGUGUCCAAUCCAAUUGUAAUUGUUGUGCCAAUAUUAAUAUUUGUCUGUCGAUUUGUCACAGGGCUGUACUUUGCAACAUACUGCAUAUAUUAACGUAUUUAAAGGUUUUUAUGUGUCUUCCCUGAGCAAAGGCUUGAGUCUGGCCACUCUACCAUAAAGCCCAGAUCGGUGGAGUGUUACAAUGAUGUUUGUCCUUCUGUAAGUUUCUCCCAUCUCCAUAUAUGAUCAUGGAGCUCAUCCAGAGUGAUCCUCAGCUUCUUGGUCACCCUUCUCCAUCGAUGGCUCAGUUUGGACAGGAGGUCAUCUCAAGUAAGAGAUCUUGUGGUUCCAAACCUCUUUCAUUAAAGAUGGAGGCUAGAUGCUUCUGUGAACCUUCAAUACAGCAGAUUCUUUUCAGAAGUCUUCCCCAGAUCUACUGGAAGUUCAUUUGACCUCAUGUCUUGGUUUUUACUUUGAUAUGCAUUUUCAGCUGUUGCACCUUUUAUUGAUGAAUUAAAUGAAAGGGGGUGAAUAUUUUUGCAAGGCACUGUAUAUUCCGUAGCCAUAUGAUAUGUACAUUUAUCCUACAUUUAAAAGUCAUUAUUCACUGAUAAUGCUCUCCCUUCACAAACCUUGGAAAACAAUCUUGCAUGAAUGCAACGUAUUUGAUUUGAGAGCAGUGAUGGUAGAUGAGUGAAUUUAAACUUACAUAUAACGUUUUUCUAAAUUGACCAUUUACAAAUAUAUGUUAAGGUAAAAUUAUUAUUUUUGUUUCAUUCUGUGAACUACUUAAAAUAUUUCGCUCAAAUGUCAACUGAGAAUCUUGUGUCUAUCUGCAUUUAUUUGCAAAAAAAGGAAACUGCGGAAACAGGUCCAAAUAACAGAUUUAAAUGCUCCGUAUUCUUUCAGACCUCAAACACUGAUGGCCACAAUACAUCAAAAAAUUCUGAUUAAAUUGAAAUUUUUCCGCAGCUAUACAUAAAAAUAUCAGUGUUGGAAACUGUCUCAAUAAGACUUGUACACACCUGGACGGUAAUCAAACAAGCUUAUCGCCAGCAAUUUUAGACGUUCAUACCCAAGCGAUUUUGACUGGCUACGAGCCACCAAGUCAUGCUUUUCUAUAUCUUCAGAAGCUCCAGGCACAUGAACAAAAACGGCAACAUCAUUGCUCGGCAAGUUUUUAACGAGUCGCGUCAAACCCCCCAAAAUGAGGCUGAUGCGAUGUUUUUAAAACUGAUGCUUCUACGUCUGCUGUUUUGCAUUCACAUUGGCGCCCUUUGCUUAGUCACGAGGCGUUUAAACGUCGAUUAUGCGGUGUGGACAAGCCUCUACUUUACCAUAAUUCUUUACUUAACUUCAUAGAAUGUUAGGCUGA
Messenger RNA from Triplophysa dalaica, 4498 nucleotides. It is a transcript of the gene tmtops2b, whose product is annotated as teleost multiple tissue opsin 2b. Gene Ontology annotation, molecular function: G protein-coupled receptor activity. The transcript is spliced from 4 exons. Gene Ontology annotation, biological process: G protein-coupled receptor signaling pathway; visual perception. Bases 445 to 1566 code for a protein of 373 amino acids. The record is from RefSeq and is a predicted model, not a curated record. Lineage: Eukaryota; Metazoa; Chordata; Actinopteri; Cypriniformes; Nemacheilidae. Gene Ontology annotation, cellular component: photoreceptor outer segment; membrane.